AUGGCAGCAGAGUCUCUGAUGAGCCUCUCACAGCCCUGUGUUCCGGUCUUCAAGGGUGAAGACUACGGUAGAUGGAGCUUGAGGAUGAAGACUGUCUUUCGGUCAAAAGAGCUCUGGGAGCUAGUUGAGAAGGGUUUGGUUGAUGGUGAAGAUGAAGUGAAGCAGAGGGAGACUAAGAAAAAGGAUGCUAAGGCUAUGUGUCUCAUUCAGCAACCCGUUGAUGGGCCAAUACUUGACCGAAUUGAAGCAGCUGAGACAGCACACGAGGCUUGGGAGAUUAUUAAGAAGCAAUAUCAAGGUUCCUCUAAGAUGAUGAUUGUAAGAAAGCAAGCUUUGAGACAAAGUUUUGAAACCUUGCAAAUGGAAGACAAUGAGAUUCGACUACGUGUGGCGGUUGCUCUUGAAGAAUCAAAGGACAUCACGAAGCUCACCCUUGACGAGCUCAGCGGGUCACUACAAGCUCACGAGGUCCGAGUAAAUAGGUCCUCAUGGAAAGCUGGUUCUUCGGUCAGUGAAAAGGCCUUGCAUGUCAAGGGAGAGAGUUCAGGCUCACAUAUGAAGGAUAAGGGUAACUCCAACUCAUCUUCCAGUUGGACUCCCUCUAGAGGUCGGGGAAGAGGCUUUAUUCGAGGGAGAAGAAGGGGAUGA
Dioscorea cayenensis subsp. rotundata (Guinea yam) is the source of this 648-nucleotide messenger RNA. RefSeq lists its product as uncharacterized. The coding region runs from base 1 to 648 and encodes 215 amino acids. The record is from RefSeq and is a predicted model, not a curated record. The transcript has 2 exons. Lineage: Eukaryota; Viridiplantae; Streptophyta; Magnoliopsida; Dioscoreales; Dioscoreaceae.